GGUACCAUUUUACCAUAUAUCUUUCGUUCAUUCACAUCUUUUCCGAGAUUAAUCAUUGAAUGACUUUUAGAAAACUAUCUUAGUUUAGUUACGCCUAAGUUUAGUUACGUGCGGAACGGAGGAAAUUAAUUGUUGUAUUGCCCGGAAGUAAGUAGAACACGGGACUUCAGCACGACACUGCAACGAUUCGGAGGGAGUUUUGACUUGCCACAUGCUGGCAGCUUGCAAUUUGUCUGUGAAACCUUAAAAUGGAAGCUCACACAGACAUUCAAACAACCCAGAAGGGUUUUCGCUGCACUUUAUGCGAUGUCAAUUUACCAAAUGAACCGACGGUAGACGCUCAUGUGAAGGGGCGUAAGCACCAGAACCUCUUCCGACUACGUGAAACGCGAAAAAGGCAAGUGCAAAACAGCGUAUUUGUGAGCGGCAUCAAACCAAACACCUUGUCAACGCAGCUCAUCGAGUACUUCGAACAGUUCGGACCAGUGCAAGAUGUCAUCAUGGACAAGGAGAAGGGCUCGUACGCCAUCGUGGAGUUUGAAGAACAGGCCAGCACUGCUGCGGCCCUGCACCGGACGGAGCAUGUCAUGAACGGCCUCAAGCUGCGGAUUAAACCCCGCGAGAGCAAAGAGUUCAAGGUCGUCCUCAAGAAGAAGCAGGACGGAAAAAAUUCACAGGUCAACCUGGACGCUCUCAGCCAAGAGCUAUGCCGGGCUGCGUCGGUAAAUGAACAGAUGCUGAGAGUUGUAGAGAGUUUCCAGCUGAAUGAGAAUGAGCGGAACGGCCGCGAGCUCCUGGUCAAGCUGCUGCAGGAGGUGUUCAUGGAGUUCCUCCCAGAUUGUGAGAUUGUCCCUUUUGGUUCGACCGUCAACACUUUUGGGGUUCACUCCUGUGAUAUGGACCUGUUUCUGGACCUGGAGAAAACUAGAACCUUUCAGGCCAGGUCCAAGACCGCAUCAGAACCGACCGGAGAGGGUCAGUCGGAGGACGGGCGCUCUGAAGACUCCAUCCUGUCUGACAUCGACCUGACCACGGCAACACCUGCCGAGGUGCUGGAGCUGGUCGCGGCCGUCCUGAGGAAGUGUGUCCCUGGCGUUCACAAGGUGCAGGCGCUGCCAACUGCUAGACUGCCCGUCGUCAAGUUCAGCCAUCGCAACCUGAACCUGCACGGGGACAUCAGCAUCAAGAACAGGCUGGCGCUGAGGAACACCCGCUUCCUGCAGCUGUGCUCCGAGCUGGACUCCAGGCUGCGACCCCUGGUCUUCACCGUCCGCUUCUGGGCUAAACAGAAGCAGCUGGCUGGUAAUCCCUUUGGUGGCGGGCCGUUGCUGAAUAAUUACGCCCUGACGCUGAUGGUCAUGUUCUUCCUGCAGAACAGAGACCCUCCAGUCCUGCCCUCUGUGGACCAGCUAAAGAACAUGGCCUGUGAAGAAGAGGAGUGUGUUAUUGAAGGCUGGGACUGCACCUUUCCCAGUCAGCCCAUCGCUGUUCCCCCCAGUAAGAACACAGAGGACCUCUGCACUCUGCUGGCUGCCUUCUUCUCCUUCUACGCUACGUUUGAUUUCUCGGCCUCUGUGUUGUCCGUGCGUGAGGCUCGCCCCGUGCCCAUCACCAACUUCCUGCCCUCCGAGCCGCCCAGCUCUUUGAGCGACGGCGCUGACCCCUUGCCCGACCCCCAGCGGGACCCGCUGGGCCCCAUGACCGUGCUGGACCCCCGAGAAAAGGCGGCUGGCGUGGCGGGCAACCUGUGAAGACGCGACAAGAGCUUCCAGCGCGAGUGCGCCGACGCCGAGAAGUACUGCCGCAGCCUGCAGUACCAGCGCAAGUCCAGCAAGGGCAAGUCCUGGGGCCUGGUGCGCCUCUUUGCCCCCAGCUGCCCCACUGGGGCCGGGGCCGGGGGCAGACAGGGCCAGGGCGAGGGCAAGGAGCGGCAUCUGGAGCUCAGCCUGCCCUUCCGACUGGCCGCUCUGCCCGACGCGGUGCAGCGGCGGCUGGGCACCGCGGGCGAGCGCUUCAGGGAGCAGUGGUUCGCCAUGGUGCGGCUCGCCGUGGAAACGGUGUUUCAGGAAGUGCUCGGCUGCAGCCCCGCCCAGGAGGAGGAGUUUGAAGGGCAAAUGGACACAUCCACGUCGUCCGACGCCGUCGCCAUGGACACGGCCAAGGAGCCCGAGGAGGUCGGUGGUCACGACCAGACGGAGGGUGUGGCCGCUCCCUCCGGCUCGUCCGGCGGCGUGGUCUCCCCGCAGGCGGGGCAGAAGCGUCCGUUUGCGUCCGCCGAGACCUCGCCCGUCUCGCCGCAGGAGAAGAGGCAGAAGCUGUGCGCGGCGGAGGACGAGGAGGAAGACGAGGGUGCGGAGCCGGCGCCCUCGGCCUCCUGGUGCUGGCUGCAACGGCACCCCGUGUGGGCCGGGCGCCGCAAGGUGCGCCGAGACCUCCUGAAGGCCCGCGGGGUCACUGGGGGCGGCAGCGCCGAGGCCUCCCAGCCAGACGGGGGCGGUGUGGAGAUGGAGCUGCAGGUCACGCGCCACAUCACGGCCAAAGAGCCCGACCCCCACGACCUGGUGGCGUUUAAGGUGGGGGCGCAGGUGGUCGGCGGAAGUGAGAACACCAGGGCGGUGUUGCGCUUCACGCCGCUGUGUGACCAGAAGGGACACUUCCAGGACUUCUUCCACUUCCUGGAGAUCUUCCUGCCUAAGACCACGGAGGCAUUUCUGGGGAAGUAGGAAGGAAGGUUAACAUAAUACACUUUGUUUUGUGAAAGUAAUAAUCUAUUUUAUUAGAACGCUUGUGUUUUUCCUGUCAAAUCAGAUAUUGGACUGCGCUGAUGCUGUGUAUAUAGACUCCAGUUUCCUAAUACUAAAUAUUUUAUUUUUUUAUGAAUGUUGCAUGUGUUAUGCUGUUUUUUUUGUUGUUUUUUUCAUCAGCAAUUGUCAUUCCUUUCUUUUUCUGUAGUAUCUGAUGUGGAGUUUGGCCCUAAUAUUCCCUGUGACAUGGUUAUUAUCUUUGUUUUAUUGGCUCUUGUUUUGAUGGUGAAAUGGUUAGGAUCAGGUCCUCUCGGAUCGGUGUAUUCUGGACAGUGAUCCAAUUUAAGGACUGCCGGGAUCUCGUCGGCCACAUCGUAACCAGAGUACGCAGCUGUGCUGACCUGAUCCAGAGUCCUCAUCCAGAGUACCCUACUGUGCUGACCUGAUCCAGAGUACGCUACUGUGCUGACCUGAUCCAGAGUCCUGAUCCAGAGUACGCUACUGUGCUGUCCUGAUCCAGAGUCCUGAUCCAGAGUACGCUACCGUGCUCACCUGAUCCAGAGUACGCUGUUGUGCUGAUGUUUUCAGUUCCAUGUGAGGGAUGAAUGGGAACUUUGCCAUUUGUGUAGAGUUGUGUCUUUGUAAUCUGUGCAGGCAUUAAACCUGUUGAUCACCGACAGCUGGGCCUGAA
This is a messenger RNA of Alosa alosa (allis shad), 3435 nucleotides long. It is a transcript of the gene tut1, whose product is annotated as terminal uridylyl transferase 1, U6 snRNA-specific. Gene Ontology annotation, molecular function: RNA binding; zinc ion binding; poly(A) RNA polymerase activity. Gene Ontology annotation, cellular component: mitochondrion. Lineage: Eukaryota; Metazoa; Chordata; Actinopteri; Clupeiformes; Clupeidae. The record is from RefSeq and is a predicted model, not a curated record.